AACGUGACCUCGGUGGUAGAAACACUGUGCGAGCUCAUUACAGGAGUCAAAGGAUAUGGGACAGGGCAUCAAGUGAUUCUGUCUGGAUUGUGGAGAUGACAAUGGCAGCAGAAAAUAGCCGGCGACAUGGAAUAUAUAUCACUCCAUUUCAACAAAUGGUUGCAUCAUGUACCGGAGCCAUGCUCACCUCUAUUUCAAUGACUCCUUUUGAUGUUGUCAAAAUUCGGCUGCAAGCUCAGAGGAAACCAUUUGUAAAGGGGGACUGUUUUCUCUACUGCAAUGGUCUAAUGGAUCACAUCUGUGCUUGUUUAAAUGGCCAGCCUGCUUCGUCUAGUCAGUGGUACAAGCAGCCAGGGGCAUUUAAUAGCACAAAGGAUGCCUUUAUUCAUAUCGUCCGCAAUGAAGGUAUAGCAUCGCUAUGGAGUGGCCUACCACCUACUUUGGUGAUGGCAGUACCAGCUACUGUUAUAUAUUUUACGUGUUAUGAACAACUCAAAGUCGCUUUCAAGUACCAAGAUUCCAAGCCAUCUGAUUGGUGGAUCCCAAUGUUCUCCGGGGCUCUUGCAAGAGUUUGGGCGGUGUCCUUGAUCUCGCCGCUAGAACUAGUCAGAACCAAACUGCAGGCUGAGCAGCUGACGUACAGGCAGAUCACAAAGUCUGUGGUCAGAGCUGUCCAGGCUGAUGGAGUUCUCUCCCUUUGGAGAGGCCUCGGCCCAACACUGUUACGGGAUGUGCCUUUCUCAGCACUGUACUGGUUUUCCUAUGAGAACUUGAAGUCCUAUGUAUUGUUGACACGAGGGUCGACAGAUCUGAACUUUUCCGAGAGCUUUUUGACUGGAGCAACAGCUGGAACACUUGCUGCCGUGUUAACGCUGCCAUUUGAUGUGAUCAAGACUCACCGCCAGCUGGAGUUUGGGGAGAUGAUGACUCACUCAGGACCCAAUCAUAGUAAGAAGCAGGUCAGCUCCACUUGGCUGCUGAUCAGGAGAUUGUAUCGACAACAGGGUAUCCAAUCAUUAUUCACAGGUAUUGUGCCCCGGGUAUCCAAGGUGGCUCCAGCCUGUGCCAUCAUGAUCAGCACUUACGAAUACUUCAAACUAUUCUUCCGGAAUCGGAAUGACGAGAGAGUAAAGAAUCUGUCCAGGGACUGACAAUUCUGGACUCAUGCCAACCAUAAGUGUCUUCCACAUUCUAGUAUACAUGCAGUUGGUGUGAAGUGAGGUAGCUAGAUACCUCUGGUUGGAUGGAUGGAUGGAUGGAUGGAUGGAAAGAAGACAGACUAAUUUGGUUGGUUGGUGGUUGGAUGGAUGGAUAGAUGAUAGAAAAAAGACUAGUGUGGUUGGUGGAUGUAUGGACAAGUUGGAUGGAUAGAUGGAUAGAAGACAGACUAAUUUGAUUGGCGGAUGGAUGGACAAGUUAGAUGGAUAGAAGACAGACUAAUUUGAUUGGCGGAUGGAUGGACAAGUUAGAUGGAUAGAAGACAGACUAAUUUGAUUGGCGGAUGGAUGGACAAGUUUGAUGAAUGGAUGGAUAGAAGACAGACUAAUUUGAUUGGCAGAUGGAUGGACAAGUUAGAUGGAUAGAAGACAGACUAAUUUGAUUGGCAGAUGGAUGGACAAGUUUGAUGAAUGGAUGGAUAGAAGACAGACUAGUUUGAUUGGCAGAUGGAUGGACAAGUUUGAUGAAUGGAUGGAUAGAAGACAGACUAGUUUGAUUGGUGGAUGGAGUUUGAUGGAUGGAUCCAUGUGCGACCUGAAUGCCUGGACAAUUAGAUAGAUGGAUCUGCUGCCAAAUAUUUGAUAGGUCAUGGAAAUAUGAUUCUUGUGACUCCACUAACAAGAACUAUGGAGAUUCAGGGUAUUGAUCGUCCCCUCUUUCUUCAGAGCUUAAUCAAAAAUUAGGUGGUUACAAUAAGUAACUGGGUUAAUCCUAAAUCACAUGGUUACCAGAUGGAUUGAAUAUUGCUGACUCUCAACCAUUUACUCUAAAAACUGAAUUUUCAAAAUACUUUUACAUACAUUGAGAAAGAUGGAUUUACAGGGAUUUACAUGAAGUCCUGUAUUUGUGGGUCCCUGGGACUCUUUAUUCUCAAUUUUCAGGGGUCCUUGACAACAAAAUAGGGGUCCCAGACACUUAAAUAUUAUCAAUACUGUUAUCGUAUUGUGUAUCAUGAUCAUCACAUUGUUACAGUAAUUAAAUUGCAAAUAAUACCAUAACCCAGCUAAUAGCAAACUCGGUGAUAACGUAUUGUCACUUGAUUGGAAUUUUUACAAAAAGUAUUUGGACUUUUUCUGAGUCCCUUUGGACGCGUUAAUACAUUUUGAUGCGUCCAUUGUCAAUUUUUAUGAUUAUAGGACGCAGGAAUUCGCAUCCUGUAAAUCCCUGGUCAUGCUGUCAUUGCUGGAAUGCUGGAUGCCAUGUUUGUAAUAUUUUUCAAGAAUAUUUCAAAGCGAUAUUCAAGGUCCCUUGAAAUGAUGUUGCGUGUGUAAUCAGAAAUACAAGUUAUUUUUGGCAUUGUCUGAAUAUAUUCAGAAAACUUUGAAGAAGAUUUAUCCUUGUGAAAUCCAUUUAGUUACCCAUGAAAAGUAUACAUGAUGUUUCAUUGUAAGUCAUAUUAUUGAACAUGUGGAAUAAAGUGAAGUCCAUUGACAUGGAUUAUUGCACAGUGCAACCUCCUCCAUCACAGAAUGUGUGGUUCAGUUGCCUUAGACACAUAUGACAUGCUGAGUUACUUCCCUUAGGUGUGGCAGGAUUCUAUGACUAUUGGGUGAUUUGAUUUAUGAUGCUUGGUUUGUCAAUCAGUAUGUGCCAAAUACUUUUGAAUCUACUGGCGUAAUCUGUACCUUUAUCAUGUUAGCAUCUGUUAGUGUAUGCACUUAUAUUAGCCGACAUUAUUGGACUGAAAUAUUUGGGCUUCUUUCACCUGCUAGGACAGAUUGAUAUGACUUAUGUACAUUUCAAAGUGGCAUUAAACCACUCACUCACUCUGCAGCUCACAUUGUGCUUUUGCAUGUUGCAGAUGCUUGGGAUGCAGGGGCAGAUCCUCACCCCCCAAAAUUUCCCAGAGUAGCAUUUCCCCUUAACCUUCGGACUUCAUGAUUUAUGUGCAACCAUUUUUCUCCCCUUUCCAAAUGGAUGAUAAAUUCUGUGAACUUUAGUGUUUUUAGAGUUUGUUCACGACAUAUGUAUCUCUGAUCCACCUGUGCUGUGUGUGUGUGUGUGUGGAGGAGACCCACCUUGUGUGUGUAUUACCUCAUUAAUCUGUGAAUAUGGUUUUACUUCAAGAAGAAUUUACAAGGUAGAAUCGAUCCAACCUCAUCACCAUCAUGAUGAGUCUGUUUAGUGGACUAUUUGUCCUGUUCUGUGUUUCCUCAACAUUUAGACAUUGUUUAAUAUUUUGUGGUUUUGUAUAACGUAAAACAUCUAAGAAAUCAUUAUGACAAGUUCUCUACAACUGAGACAAUGAUUAGUAUCACAGGUAUGCUUAUCAUUAGUGAAGGGAGAGUUUAUGAAAUAUUCUGGAUGGGAGAGAUGCGAAGAUUCUACUUCAUGUUACAACCUAAGGCAAAAACUAUGUUUUUUAUGUAUUGUUUGGAACAUGACUUUAAGAGGAACUUUAUCCCAAAUAAAUUCUUUAUUGGCUGCCAUUGUUUAACUAGAAUUUUCCUGACUGCUGCUUUAGAGGAUCGAUUCUACCUUGUAAUUCUUCUUGGAGUAAAACCAUAUUCACAGAUUAAUGACGAGAUACUAAUAUGUUGUUAUUUACAUGUGAUGAAAUGUGUUCAAUGUGUUACAGUCCUAAACUGUCAUCUGUUUUGAGCAAUUCUGUCUUGCUUUGUUUAUAAGAAGCGUUAACGUGUUGCCUAGUAACUAGUAUGUUUUAUUGUUAUAUUAUUUUAGUGUUGUUGUACACUUGCCUCUGUUUCAGUUUAACAGAAUAUAUAUAUAUAUGCUUGUGUGGGGGCUGUGACCUUUCCGUGUACUCAUAUUAUUUGAAUCAAAA
Messenger RNA from Haliotis rubra (blacklip abalone), 4003 nucleotides. RefSeq names its product solute carrier family 25 member 40-like. Gene Ontology annotation, biological process: mitochondrial transmembrane transport. The record is from RefSeq and is a predicted model, not a curated record. The coding region runs from base 96 to 1151 and encodes 351 amino acids. The transcript is spliced from 9 exons. NCBI's taxonomy places the organism in Eukaryota, Metazoa, Mollusca, Gastropoda, Lepetellida, Haliotidae.